UUCCUCUAGCUGCCGUUUUGGGGGAAAAGGAGAGAAAAACAUUUCAAUAGGUUAAAACGGGAAUACAUUAGCUGCCACAGCGUGCCUCGGCUUCUCACAGGCAAAUGUUAAUGGCUGAUAAAAGUGCUUUUUGUAAUAAAAUAAUUUACGUAGGGAACAUUCGAGCAAUAGCACUUAUGCAUGAUACUAUAUAUGAAAUACAAGACGUGUUUUGAGCAAAAAGCCUGUUAGAACGUCACGAGAGAGGAGACGUUCACGUCCACAUAAAGAGCAGUAGGCGGCGCGUCAGAGAACGGCUGCCCUGUUUUAAUGAACGGUGACAACGGGCUCCGCUUUCAGCGUUGAAAUAAGAGUUUAACAGUGCGAUAUUCCGUCGGCCGGGUCCCCACCCCUCAUUCUGCACCGAAGAUCCGCUUCAACGGAGCUGCAAAAUCUGAAUUGUGGCGCAAACGCGCACUACGCUGCAUUAAAUAAGCGCACGAGCCGAACGAUUUCACGUGCAGCGCCGGACUCCUUCGUUGUAAACGGGCAGCCCAGCGAGGAAAUGUCUAAGUUAUUCAGGGCUGUUAUCAUGGGUCCGCCAGGCUCGGGGAAGGGGACCAUAUCGGAGAGGAUCGCGCACAAUUUCGGCCUCACACAUUUAUCCAGCGGAGACUUUGUUCGGGAAAACAUCGCCGCGAAAACUGAGGCUGGUGUUCAAGCUAAAACGUAUAUAAAAAAAGGACUGCUUGUACCAGACCAUGUCAUGACACGACUUCUGCUGCCUAGAUUGGAGGAGAUGACCAAAUACAGCUGGUUGUUGGAUGGUUUUCCUCGAACACUAGCUCAGGCUGAAGCCCUGAACAGUGCCUGUGAUCUGGACGUGGCCAUCAAUCUCAACAUUCCUCUGGAAACACUGAAGGAAAGGCUGCGACACCGAUGGAUACAUCCCCCCAGCGGCAGAGUCUACAACAUGUGCUUCAAUCCUCCCCGUGUCCAGGGGAUAGAUGACAUCACGGGAGAGCCAUUAAUUCAACAGGAGGAUGACAGACCAGAAGCCUUGGUGGCCAGACUGAGACACUACAAAGAUGUCGCAAAACCUGUCAUAGACUUUUAUAAGGCUAAAGGCAUCCUAUACACAUUCUCGGACACAGAGACAGACCGGAUCUGGCCGAAUAUCAGCGCACUUCUCAGCACAAAGAUCCCCAGCAUCCAGUCAGAUGCUCGAUGUGCUUCAACUCACUGAGGGAAAGACAACGGUGUGGCCUCGUCUCAGAGGAGGAAGAACUGACCGCACUUGGUUUCCAAAGACUCCGUGCAUUUUUUUUGUUGCAACUUGUCCAAUGGUAGCGUAGUGUUAUUCGUAGCGCUAGCUUUAAUUAUUUGUGUUCCUGAAGAGUUUUAAUACAGUUGAAGGACUUGUUCUCUGCUUUUAGCAUUUGCUGGAGUCUGGAAAUCAGUCAGGGUAAAAUUCAACUUAUAUCUAAGAAGUACAAUACUUUAUAUCAUCUCUGUCUGUGAUGUUUGCCUUUCUUAUCGAUUUUAUAGCAGUGCUACCAUUCUUCUAUGUACCAUAAAAAUGUAUAAUUAUUUUUUAUGUGCUUUACAAGCUCUGUAAUCCAAAUAUGCCAGAUAUGCCUUGGAGAAUUUCAAUUUAUUGAAAACCGGGCCUUAUUCUUUGAAAUGCAUUGAUAGAAUGUUUAACUGUUAAAAUCAAACCAAUAUACGAGUAACGCUUUUAGCAAAUGGCAGUGUAUAAGUAUAAUGUUAUAAAAUUAUCCUAUGUCUUACUGCCAUCUUUCAUAAAUACUGUUCAGUAUAGCAGUUUUAAGAGCCAUAUCUGGAAGAGCCGUUGAUAUAAAAUAAUCCGCUGGGGAUAACUGUGACUGUUCAACCAGAACAACAGUGACGCUUUUGUUUUUUGAUCAAGAAGAUUAAAACACAGACUUUAUGAAAAACCACAGAUUAUAUUACAAUUAGAUUAAAAUUUGUCCCUGAAACAUAGAGAAGCUCAAGGAGCGUUUUAUAGGUGUCAGUCUGUGUCUGUAUUUGUCUUUGUCUAUUUUUCUUUAAUUCUUUCUUGCUUCCUGUUCUCUCUCCAGUGUUCUGUUUCAGACUAUGUCAGGUUUAUAUGCCUGAUAAAAAACGGAAUGGAGAGAACACUGAAAAUAUCUCCACACCUUCUCGUUGUGCAAUACCAUAUACAAGAAUCUACAUGCUUGAGCUUUCCUCUUUUUCCAAAGAAAAUAAACUUAUUUUCACAGAAA
Molecule: messenger RNA, 2246 nt
Organism: Puntigrus tetrazona (Sumatra barb)
Lineage: Eukaryota; Metazoa; Chordata; Actinopteri; Cypriniformes; Cyprinidae
Gene: ak4
Product: adenylate kinase 4
Exons: 7
Coding region: 545-1225 (226 amino acids)
Biological process (GO): nucleobase-containing compound metabolic process
Cellular component (GO): cytoplasm; mitochondrion
Molecular function (GO): AMP kinase activity; nucleoside diphosphate kinase activity; ATP binding
Source: RefSeq, a predicted model, not a curated record